Drosophila takahashii is the source of this 1091-nucleotide messenger RNA. Its product is annotated as 28 kDa heat- and acid-stable phosphoprotein. Gene Ontology annotation, cellular component: cytosol. Lineage: Eukaryota; Metazoa; Arthropoda; Insecta; Diptera; Drosophilidae. Gene Ontology annotation, molecular function: RNA binding. The record is from RefSeq and is a predicted model, not a curated record.
AAUCAUCGCUGUUUCUCCACCUCCAUGCGAAAUAAGUCAAAUUUUUUUUAUAGCCAACGUGAUUAUAUUUAGCCUAUUUUCGAGGGAUUCGACGGCUUUAGCGGUCGUUUAGCAAGGACAAGGAACAGCCGACGGCAGUUAGCAAGGCGGGAAUCGAGUCGCGAGCAGGCAACCCCCCAGAUCAGGCCGUAGAUCGAUCAGCAUGCCACGAGGAAAGUUCGUCAACCACAAGGGCCGCAGUCGCCACUUCACAUCGCCGGAGGAGCUGCAGCAGGAGUCGGAGGAGGAGAGCGACCAGACCAGCGGCUCGGGCUCCGAGAGCGAGGAGAAGGCGGGAGCCGCCAGUUCCUCCGCCAAAGCCAAGGCGCCAGCGCCCCGAAAAGCCCCCCAGAAUCGCAGCCAGAAGGCAAGAAACGCGGCGGGCGGAGCAGCCAGUUCCUCCGACUCCGAGUCCGGCGAGGAUUCCGACGAGGAUUCGGAGGGCGAGGCGCGCGACGCCAAGAAGGGCGUGGCCUCGCUCAUCGAGAUCGAGAAUCCCAAUCGGGUGACAAAGAAGGCCACACAGAAGCUCUCGGCGAUCAAGCUGGACGACGGGCCGCCGGGCGGCGAGGGAGCCAAGGGUGGCGGCCAUCCGAAGCCGGAGCUGUCGCGCCGCGAACGGGAACAGAUCGAGAAGCAGAAGGCGCGCCAGCGGUACGAGAAGCUCCAUGCCGCCGGCAAGACCACCGAGGCGAAGGCCGACCUCGCCCGCUUGGCCCUCAUCCGGCAGCAGCGCGAGGAGGCGGCCGCCAAGCGGGAGGCCGAGAAGAAGGCCGCCGACGGCGGCGCCAAGAAGCCGGGCGCCAAGUAGAGAUGAAGCAUCCCUCCCUUGAAUCCAAUCCAAUCCAAUCCAAUCCCCUAACCCAGAAUCCCCAGAAAAUGCUACCCAUUGAGCUCUCAAUCCCUGGAAAACGCAGGACUAUUAUGGCAAUUAGUUAAGCAUAAAUUAACGUAACACACACACACACAUUCAAAAUUAUUCAAGUUUUCUAAGCCUGUCUUUUGUAACUGCAAAUUAUACAAAAAUAAACCAACUUAUUGUAAAAAGCAAA